AGCUUGUCACUUUCCAUACAUAGCGUCACACGCAAAGAUAAGUAAUUUUCCGCGAAGCCAUCCCAUUGAAAUAGGUUCCUCCAUUCUAUAUUUCUUCUGAUGAUGUCGUCGUUUGCACCGCCCAGCAAGAAGGCCAAACGAUCACUCAAUAACUGAGCAGCAUUUGAAAGCGAUGGCGAUUUUUUUCCAGGAAUAAACAAAAUUGAAUACAAGCCUGAUGGAGGUCCAGAAGAUAAUCUGUGCUUCAAACACUACAAUGCUCAAGAGGUAGUUAUGGGAAAAACAAUGGAAGACUGGUGCAGAUUUUCGGUCUGUUUCUGGCAUACAUUUAGAGGAACAGGUGCUGACCCAUUUGGUUUCCCAACAAUUUCAAGACACUGGGAUGAUGGAAGCAACAGUGUAGAAAAUGCAAAGAGAAGAAUGAGAGCAGCAUUUGAGUUUUUUGAGAAACUUGGCUUAAAAUAUUACACUUUCCAUGACAGGGACAUUGCCCCUGAAGGAGAUGACUUGAAAGAGACAAAUACCAACCUUGACCAGCUCACUGAUCUUGCCCUUGAGUUACAAAAGAAGACUGGAGUUAAACUGCUGUGGGCAACAUGUAAUCUUUUCUCCAACCCAAGGUAUAUGAAUGGAGCAGCCACUAAUCCUGAUGCUCAUGCAUUGGCCCAUGCUGCUGCGCAAGUAAAGAAGGGACUGGAGAUUGCUAAGAAACUUGGAGCAGAAAAUUUUGUGUUCUGGGGUGGACGUGAGGGAUAUCACACGUUACUUAACACUGAUGUCAGACGAGAGCUUGAUCACAUGGGUUCCUUCUUUCAGAUGGUUGUUGACUACAAGACGAAGAUAGAAUUUAAAGGCCAGUUACUUAUUGAACCCAAGCCUAAAGAGCCAACCAAACAUCAGUAUGAUUAUGAUGCUCAGACAGUGAUUGCAUUUCUAAAGACGUAUGGACUGGAGAAUGAUUUUAAGCUGAACAUUGAACCUAACCACACCACUUUAGCUGGUCACAGCUAUGAACAUGAUGUUGUAGUGUCCUCCAAGUUUGGUUUUCUUGGAUCCAUUGAUUCAAACACUGGGUCGCCAGAUCUCGGUUGGGACACCGAUCAGUUCCCUAUGGACAUAAAAAACUGCACUCUUGUGAUGAAGGCCAUAAUUGAACAAGGCGGACUGGCACCUGGCGGACUGAACUUUGAUUGCAAAAUACGCCGUGAAUCCACCGACCUUGAAGAUAUGUUCAUUGCUCAUAUUG
Stylophora pistillata is the source of this 1246-nucleotide messenger RNA. RefSeq lists its product as uncharacterized. Gene Ontology annotation, biological process: carbohydrate metabolic process. The record is from RefSeq and is a predicted model, not a curated record. Gene Ontology annotation, molecular function: xylose isomerase activity. NCBI's taxonomy places the organism in Eukaryota, Metazoa, Cnidaria, Anthozoa, Scleractinia, Pocilloporidae.